Messenger RNA from Lontra canadensis (Northern American river otter), 2945 nucleotides. RefSeq names its product transcription factor 7 (gene TCF7). Gene Ontology annotation, cellular component: beta-catenin-TCF complex. NCBI's taxonomy places the organism in Eukaryota, Metazoa, Chordata, Mammalia, Carnivora, Mustelidae. The coding region runs from base 317 to 1672 and encodes 451 amino acids. The transcript is spliced from 10 exons. Gene Ontology annotation, molecular function: RNA polymerase II cis-regulatory region sequence-specific DNA binding; DNA-binding transcription factor activity, RNA polymerase II-specific. The record is from RefSeq and is a predicted model, not a curated record. Gene Ontology annotation, biological process: canonical Wnt signaling pathway; regulation of transcription by RNA polymerase II.
CCAUCUCCGCCUCCCCUCCUGCCCAGGUGACUGCCUAAUCCCCAGCCUUCAGGAGAAAGCGUUGGCUCAGGUUCCUUGGCCAGAGGGCGGGCUGGGGGUCAAGUAGGGGCCGCCAAGGGGAGGCCUGAACUCGUGGUCCUUCGUCCGAACUGAGGCACCCGGGACCCGUGCCUUCUCCGGUCACACACGUGAGCGGGACCCCUCGGCAGUUCUUUCUCUGGAGAGCAGACUGCCUCCAGCCCGAGCCACCCUGUUGGGCACGUCUGACCCAGCUGUGGUUUUUCCAGGCCUGAAGGCCCCGGAGUGCGCCAGCGGCAUGUACAAAGACACCGUCUACUCCGCCUUCAAUCUGCUCAUGCACUACCCUCCCCCCUCGGGAGCAGGGCAGCACCCCCAGCCGCAGCCCCCGCUGCACAACAAAGCCAGUCAGCCAGCCCACAGCGUCCCACAACUCUCUCCUCUCUAUGAACAUUUCAGCAGCCCACACCCUACACCUGCACCAGGCGACAUCAGCCAGAAACAAGGAGUUCACAGGCCUCUGCAGACCUCCGACCUCUCUGGCUUCUACUCUUUGACCUCAGGCAGCAUGGGACAACUCCCCCACACUGUGAGCUGGCCCAGCCCUCCUCUCUACCCCUUGUCCCCUUCCUGCGGAUAUAGACAGCACUUCCCCGCCCCCACUGCAGCCCCUGGCGCCCCCUACCCCAGGUUCACCCACCCAUCCCUGAUGCUGGGCUCUGGUGUACCUGGUCACCCUGCAGCCAUCCCCCACCCGGCCAUCGUACCUCCCUCAGGGAAGCAGGAACUGCAGCCGUAUGACCGCAGCCUGAAGACACAGGCAGAAUCCAAGGUGGAGAAGGAGGCCAAGAAGCCAACCAUCAAGAAGCCCCUCAACGCCUUCAUGCUGUACAUGAAGGAGAUGAGAGCCAAGGUCAUUGCAGAGUGCACACUCAAGGAGAGUGCUGCCAUCAACCAGAUCUUGGGUCGAAGGUGGCAUGCACUGUCUCGGGAAGAGCAAGCCAAGUAUUAUGAGCUGGCCCGAAAGGAGAGGCAGCUGCACAUGCAGCUGUACCCAGGCUGGUCAGCGCGGGACAAUUAUGGGAAGAAGAAAAGGCGGUCUCGGGAAAAGCACCAGGAAUCCAACACAGACCCUGGCUCGCCUAAGAAAUGCCGUGCUCGCUUUGGCCUCAACCAGCAGACGGAUUGGUGUGGUCCGUGCAGGAGGAAAAAGAAAUGCAUUCGGUACUUACCCGGAGAAGGCCGCUGCCCCAGCCCCGUUCCUUCCGAUGACAGUGCUGUAGGCUGCCCCGGGUCCCCAGCCCCCCAGGACUCGCCCUCAUACCUCCUGCUGCCCCACCUCCCCACAGAACUGCUUGCUAGUCCUGCGGAGCCAGCGCCUACAUCACCAGGGCUCUCGGCCGCUCUCAGCCUCCCAGCCCCCUGGACCCCCCCAGGCCCUCCCCAGCACCUUGCAGAGUACACAGGUGCAACGGUUGGAAUCUCAGAGACAGGCAGCCUAGCAUGCACAGGACACCUGGCUGCCUCCAGGGGCCCAUCCUCUGAGAGGAAGCGACAGAGCCCCAAAGCACAUGGAAACUGGCCAGGGGCCCUGUUACCUCCCUCUCCAGGACCAGGCCCAGGAGACUUCCGAGGCUGCACAACUUCUGCCUGAACCUGGGGCCAUCAAUCCAACUGCUCCGAGUGGCAGGAGUCAGAUCUGUGUUGUGUCAUCUGAUUAAGGGCAUCCCUUGUGCCUACAGCAGCCUGCAUCUAUCCCUUUUACCACUGUCUUGCUGGCCAGAUGCCCCCUGCUGCCUCAUCUGCUUUUUUGCUAUAGAUGUCCUAGAUGCGAGGGACUGAGCCCAGCUGCUUUCCCUACCCUCCACCUCCCCAGCCCCACCACUGCCACACCCUCCCCAUACCAGACACUUCAUGGACUAAUGAGCUGGUUUAUGAAACAACACCUGAGCAUGGUCACAACCACGUGCUCAAGAGGACAAUACUUACGUCAAAAGGGCCUGGAGAAGCCCUUUUGACAGAAAAGGAGGAAUCAUUCCUAAGGUGGACCAGAAGGAAGCCUCCUGCCAUGUUCUCAAGAGCUUGCAAGACGAGGAGGGAAUGGAACAGUUAAAUCUAGGCCUAUCACCACAGGCAGCAGGAAUAACCUGACACUACCUUAUCAGGCAAGUAUGGGCAGUGAGACGUACCUGGCUCUAGUUCAAAUUACUUGGAAAUGUUUCCAAGAGAAACUCAGCCUCGCCAUAAGCUCUGAUUACUAAGGUCCCAAGCUUUGGGUUGGGUGAACUCAACAGCUGAAAGAAAUUACGGCCCAAAACCUAGCGUGCAUCCCUCCCUACUCCUAGAAGCCCUCAGUCACAGCUCCAUUUCCUACUUAUCCGUGUCAGUCUAGGCAGCUCUUGGGCAGUUGAGAGAGAGGGCAAACCUCGUGACAGUCCGUGCCUACCUUCCAGCACAAAACAGGUCAGCUUCAGUUUCCUAAUAGUCCUGCAGGAAGGACCAUCACCAUCAAAGCAAGAAGUCCAGAGAACCUCUAGUGGUAGUCAGUGGGUUUUCACCACAGCCUACUUUAACCCAUUUCUGAGCCAAGCUUCAACCCUGAGCCUUAAAAAAAAACUUUUAAUUUAACUUUUUUUUUUUUUUUUUUGCAUCUUCCCUCACUGUACAUAGCCUGAUUCCAAAGAAAACGGGCUGUUCCUAUACCCGUACAUCCCUCAACAAAAGCCUUUAGUUCCUAGUUUAGCCACUGGCUUCUCAGAAUCCAAAGAACAUAUAUUCUAGUAUAGUGUUGCAAGAAGUCUUGAGAGAAAGAAAAGGACUAUUGUAGUGUUAAAAAUAUUUUUGUAUUGUUAAUGCAUCAUCCAACAAAAACUUUUUUAACAUGAGAAUAAAGAUACUUUUUACUGGGUUUCUCUUUCAAAACUUGA